AAUGAUAAUAAGCAAAUCGACAAUAAUAACAAUUUUGAUGACAACAAUUUUAACAAUAAUGACAAUUUAAGUGAAAAUAGCCGCCAUCAUCAAAACAAAGACAUUACAUUACAUUUUUUACAUUCUGACAAUAACAACAAUAACAACAACAACAAAAGAAAUUACAGAGAAAUCAAUGAUGAUGAACGCAAUGAUCUGCAACAACAACAACAACAACAACAGCAAAUUCAGUCUACUGAAUCGACUAAAACAACAACAACAAACGACGAUAACAACAACAACGAUACAAUCUUAGUAACAGAAGAAGCAACGAAACAAUUAUUGAAAACUAAUCAACAAAAAAAUCAAUCAAUAAUAGCUAUGGCUAUUGUUGAUGAUAUUGUUGAUGACAAUGUUCUUGGUGUUGGUGGUGGUGAUAAUAUUUUUGACACUUUAAAUAAUCAUUUAGAUCAACAACAAAAUGAUAGUUUAAUAACGAUUGGUCCUGAUAUUGAAUAUAUUUAUUUUCGUGAUGGAACAAGAUUCUGGGUACAACGUGUAUUAGUACCAAUAAUAAUGAUUAUUGGUAUUAUUGGUAAUAGUAUAACAAUGAUUAUAAUGACUCGUCGUCGUAUGCGUUCAAGUACAAAUUGGUAUCUAGCAGCAUUAGCUAUAUUCGAUAUGAUUUAUUUAAUAUUUACAUUUAUAUUAUCAUUGAAACAUUAUCCAAAUGCUCAUUCAAUUGAUUAUUAUUUAUAUUGGAAUUUAUUUCCAUAUUUUACAAUGAUUGCUGAUGCAUCUUCGAAUACAUCGGUUUGGCUUACAGUAACAUUUACAAUUGAAAGAUAUAUUGCUGUUUGUCAUCCAAUCAAAGGAAAAGUAAUCUGUACGGAAUCACGUGCAAAACGUGUUAUAUUAUGUGUUUUUAUUAUUUGUUUAUCGGUUACAUUACCAACACCAUUUGAAUGGAUUAUUGUUGAACGUUAUGAUAAUCAAACAGAAUCCAAAUCAUUGGAAGCAGAAUUUUCUGAUCUUGGAAAUAAUCAAACUUAUCGUAAUAUUUAUUAUCAUAUGACUGUAUUUUUAUUUGUAUUAUUACCAUUAAUAUUAUUGGUAAUAUUUAAUUCAUUUUUAAUACGUUCGGUACAUAUUUCAAAUCGUGAACGUUCACGUAUGGUUAUGGGUAAAGAAAAACAAUCUAAAACGAAAAAAAGUGCAUUAAAAACAUCAACCAACAUGAAUUCAAAUUCAAAUUCAAACAAUUCAACACCGAAUAUAUAUGUGCCUUCAAUACCAAGUGCUACAGCAACAGCAAUUGCAGCAUCAUCCUCUCGGCAAGAAAUUCGUAUAACAAUAAUGUUAAUAGCUGUUGUUAUUCUGUUUAUUAUUUGUCAAACACCAACCGCUUGUAUAUUGGUUUAUACUGCAUUCAAUCCAUAUGAUGAUCAAUCAAAUCAAGGUUGUAUAUUGGUUGCAUUAAGUAAUAUAUUCAAUCUAUUGAUGUCAAUCAAUUCGGCCGGUAAUUUUGUAUUAUAUUGCCUAUUAUCACAAAAAUAUCGUCGUACAUUUGUCAAUAUGUUUUGUCCUUGUUUAGCACGCAAAUUUUGUCAUUCAAAUAUUUAUGGACGUUCACAAAUGGAUCAUUCAGUAAAUACAACAACAACAACAACAACAGCAACACGUUCAACAAUUAAUAAUCGUCAUAAUAAUAAUAAUAAUAAUAAUUUUCAUCAUCAUCGUCAUCACUAG
Dermatophagoides pteronyssinus (European house dust mite) is the source of this 1728-nucleotide messenger RNA. RefSeq lists its product as uncharacterized. The record is from RefSeq and is a predicted model, not a curated record. Gene Ontology annotation, cellular component: membrane. Gene Ontology annotation, molecular function: G protein-coupled receptor activity. Lineage: Eukaryota; Metazoa; Arthropoda; Arachnida; Sarcoptiformes; Pyroglyphidae. Gene Ontology annotation, biological process: G protein-coupled receptor signaling pathway.